This is a messenger RNA of Oncorhynchus masou masou (cherry salmon), 4896 nucleotides long. RefSeq names its product pleckstrin homology domain-containing family A member 7-like. The transcript is spliced from 26 exons. Gene Ontology annotation, molecular function: protein binding. Bases 432 to 4388 code for a protein of 1318 amino acids. NCBI's taxonomy places the organism in Eukaryota, Metazoa, Chordata, Actinopteri, Salmoniformes, Salmonidae. The record is from RefSeq and is a predicted model, not a curated record.
GAGGGGGGGGCAUCCGAGACUCUUGACUUGACUGAAUAUUUUGGUUAGAGGGUAGACAUAGACACGUCUCCCCAGUGAUGUCAGGUGGGGUCAGCCACACCCCUUUCCUACCCUGCUGAGAAUUGUUGUGUGGUCUGGGAAGAGGCUAGGGUUUUUCGGGGUGUCUGGAUGACGGCACAGGUGUGUUAACCACACCAGUGCGUUCCUCUCGCUCUAUCCUAUCUGCUCGCUCGGUCUCUCCGUCACUUAAAGCUCUCUCUCUCUCUUUCUCUCGAUCCCUCCCUAUGGAUAAGUUAAAUGGAGCAAUAGCAGAAGAGGCUCUGUAAAGUAAUUCCACCCCAAUAAUUCUUAAGAGAGCAGGUCUGCAGCUGCUACAGAAACCGAAGCAACAGCCGGUAGCCGCAGUAACUGAGUGGAUUACCAGAAGCAUCAUGUGGAGCCAGUCAGGAUACUGCAAUCAAUUCCCUCACCCCGGACAUCCCUUCUACCACGCACCCUCCUGCAGCCAUAACCAGAGGACCACGACGUUCCGGCACCCCGUGACGGGACAGGUGUCUCAGGAGAACGUUGGUUUUAUCCUCCAAGAAAUGCCCGGCGGCCGCAUGUCAAACCCCCAGCAAGCCGACUUGCGGCCCUCCAGCACCAUCAGCGAGGCUUCCACCGCCGUCACCACCUCCACCGUGGACACCACCUCGGGGUCAAAGGGAUCCAGGUCCAGUGGGAGGGUGCACAGUUUUGGGAAGCGAGAGCAGUCCAUCAAGAGGAACCCCAAUGUCCCCGUGGUGGUGAGAGGAUGGCUCUACAAACAGGACGGCUCUGGAAUGAGGCUUUGGAAGAGGAAGUGGUUUGUGCUGGCUGACUACUGUCUGUUCUACUAUAAAGACAGCAGGGAGGAGUCAGUCCUGGGUAGUAUUCCUCUGCCCAGCUAUGUCGUCUCAGCCGUGGAGCCUGAGGACCACAUCAGCCGCAAGUACGCCUUCAAGGCCAACCACACGGGCACGCGCUCGUACAUUUACAACCGGAGCACUGUGAUUGACUCGCAGGCGGAGCACGGCGGCAUGCGGACGUACUUCUUCAGCGCCGACACGCAAGAGGACGUGAACGGCUGGGUGAAGGCCAUGAACCAGGCGGCGCUGAUGCAGAACCAAACCGACAGCCUCAAGAGGCCGUCGGAAACAUCGGAGAAAUCGGAAAUGCCCAACACAUCGGAGCGCAAGGGGGUCCCCCAAACCAACCACGUCAACAACUACACAAAGACCUCACACGAACCCCGAGCCGACCCCCAUCUCCAUAGCGAUGGAGUGGUCCUCGAACCUGCCGAUAUCCGAGAAACCGAGGAGCGCCGUAGCUUCCGGAAUGACACACUCAAUCCCAUCCCUUCCAAGAUUCCUUCCCUCGGCGGCGGAAGUGUGGAAAUUGAAAUGGACGCCGUCCCUCCUAGCAGUCUCCCUCCCCUUCCCUCCCUAACUCCUGACUCCGCCUCCGCACCCACAUCUGCGCCCCCCUCCAGGGCACCAUCGCGCGCCCCGUCGCGUGGCGCCUUCACCCUGCCCCCCGGGGCCUGUCUGAGGAAUGGGACACCCACUCCGGAACCCAACGGGAUGGGGACAGGGACGUACCAGAGGGCCACGCUGACCCCCCAGGUGGUUGACACUCAAAGGCAGGUGCAGAGGAGGAGCGCCCUGGAGCAGGUGGAGCACUGGGUCAAGGUGCAGAAGGCCGAGCACAAAGGCCCCCCCUCAAGAGGGGGCACCCUCCCCCGUCACAGCCCCCCGACCGCGGCACGCCAAGGGGAGUACAAAUACGCACAGGACCGCCUCAGCCACUUCCGACUCGGACCCUCAGACCCCCAGGGUAUCGGCGCCAGGGACGGGGUUGGCAUCGGUGGGCCUGGCACCGUGUGGCAGCUCUACGAGUGGCAGCAGCGCCACCAGUUCCGCCACGGCAGUCCCACUGCCCCCCUCUACACACCUGCCCCGGACUACCCCUUCGGGCCCAGGCCCCCCUCCACGGUGCCCCCCUCGGCCCCGCGACCCAGUUCUGAGGUUCCCCGCUGUGUGUCGGUUCCCCCAGACCCCUCCGAUAUCCUCCCACCGGGCCCCCAGAGCUCCAGGGCCCUGUCCCCGCCACGGAGGCCCCACACACCCGCUAACCGGGUGGUGGUAAUGCCCCAGGGGGGGAGAGAUGCACUGGACAUGCCGGUGGCUGGGUCCCCACGAAGAGCCAAGUCUCAACUACUCAAGGCUGCCACCAUCGAGAGACGGUCCAUGCCUCCCUCCAACUACAUCACACACACGGUCAGCGCGCCCAGCCUUCAUGGGAAAACGCCUGAGGAGCUCACCCUCCUGCUCAUUCAGCUCCGGAGGCAUCAGGCAAAGAUGGCCGCCGCUCGCCACCACACGCUAACCCAGCUGCAGCACUUCAACUACAGCCCUUCUGGCCCCCACUUCCUCACCACCAAAAACAACCCUCUCUUCUCCUCUGGCACUUCUUAUCUGGGGCCCUUCCUAGGCCCCAUGGGCCACGACAGCAGCAGCCAGGUUGACGAUACGUACAUGCAACUGAAGAAAGACCUGGAGUAUCUAGACUUGAAGGUGGUUGGAAGUCAGACGUUGAAAGAAGCAACGAGACCCGUCAGAGUAGCCGAGAGUGACGUGGAUGUGAAACUCAGUCGGUUAUGUGAGCAGGACAAGACCCUGAAGGAACUGGAGGUCCGGAUCUGCUCACUGAAGGAGGAUAAGGACAAGCUGGAGUCUGUGCUGGAUGUGUCCCACCAACAGAUGGAGCUGUACAGAGACCAGGCAGCCCACCUGGAGAAGAUAGCCUACCAGCAGAGACUCCUACAGGAGGACGUGGUGCACAUCAGGGCCGAGAUCUCCAGCGCAUCCACGGAGAUGGCCCGGGCCUGGGAGGACUACAGCAGGCUGGAGAGCUCUGUGGAGCAGUUGAGGGCCGUGCUAGAGGCACACAUGAACCACAGCGCCACCCCUCAGCAGGAGAAAACAGAGAUAAAGCGGGAGCUGUGGAGGAUAGAGGACGUGAUGGCAGGACUGAGCUCCAGCAAAGCCAACUACAAGAUCACAAUCGACUCAGUGCAGAACCCAGAGAGGAAACUAGUGGCUUCAGUGCCGGACCCAGCAGUGCCUUUGCAGAGCGCGAUGCCCCCCGUAGGGGAGGUUAGGCCCCCUCCUCGCAGCUCCUACACGCUGCUUCACAACCCCGUGCCAAAAUGGGCAGAAGAUGAGGCUCCUCCCAGACCACCCCUGCCCUGCCUCUACGAUUAUGAAGACCCGCCCCCCGCCAUCCCACCCCUCCCCAAAGAGGCGUCGGUGGUAGUACGACACACGUCGGUUCGCGGGCUCAAACGCCAGUCGGACGAGAGGAAGAGGGACCGAGAGAGCGGAGGGUGUGUCAACGGAGACUUUAAAGUGGAGCUGCGGUCAUACCUGAGUGAACCAGAACUGCCAGGGACGGACCAGAGCAGCACAGGGUCUGAGGGGGGCUACCAGACCCUCCCAAACAAAGGUCUGUCGGGCUCAUCGCCAAGGCUGAACCAGUCCAGUAACAUCUCCUCUUACGUGACCAUGAGGAGGGGGGCGGCCGUCUCUGCAGAGAGGGAGAGACCUAAGAGUGCUUUGGAGCAGCUGUACUCCUCUGGCCAGCAGCCCCAGCCUCUGGCCCAGGCCCCCCGGGGCCGCAUGAGCGCAGAAGAGCAGCUGGAGCGCAUGAAGAGGCACCAGAGGGCCCUGGUGCGCGAGCGCAAGAGGAACCUCAGCCAGGGAGAACGCCACUCCAACACUGCUCAUCGUACCUCCUCCUCCACCAGGGCUCUUUCCUCCACUGACCUGGGCUCAUGGAGGCGAGAGCAGCAGGACUUUGAUUUGCAGCUGGUGCAGAAAGCUCAGGUGGAAGAGCGACAGGUUGCCGAGGGCCAGAGCGAUGAGGGGCGGAGCGAGCUGAAGGAAAGGGAGAGGAUCCAAUCAGACGAGUGGCUCUCGGUGAUGGCCAUGCCCACGAUUGCCACACCCAUGAGGGAGACGGACAUGGAGCCCCUCGACUAUGACCUGGAUCUCAGUCGUGAGCUUUCCAAGCCUCAAAAGGUGUCUAUCCCAGAGCGCUAUGUGGAGUCGGACCCCGAGGAACCUCUGAGUCAGGAGGAGAUGGAGGAUCGUCAACGCAGAGCAGAACGCAUCAAAAACAUCCUGGCCAAAUCCAAUUUUCAGAACAUACACCCGUCGUCUGGCGCGUCUGUCCCACUGAACUUCACUGAUUUGGACAUAGCCAUGCAGCAGCAGGAGAGGAUCAUGACUGUGUCCCACGCCUUGGCCUCGGAAGCCUCCGUUAAGAGCAAGCAGUUCACAGCUAAAGCUCAGCUGAGCUCUGACUGACCGUUGACUCACAGACGCCAAGGCACCAACAGGACCUCCGUGUGGAUGAAAAUUGUUUGUGGAGUUCACUGACAAAAGUGAAGUGAUUUUGUAUUAGGCUUUUUAUUAGAGCUAAAACGAGAUGUUUUGAAGAACCAAAAAUAGUUAUUUGAAACUACACUGCGUGUACCUAAUGUUAAGGUUGAAUUGGAGUUGUUUUUACAUGCUUUUGCACUUAUGGUGUGUUGUGUGGAUUUAUUAACACCUACUAGUUUUUGCAAUAGAGAGUAAUUAGCUGUUUUUUUUGCAGUGUGGUCUAUAUUUAACAAAUUUAAGUUCAAAGCAAUAUUUUCUAAGGUCGCAGAUAGGUAAAUGUAUUUAUUUUGAGUAAUGAAAGGAUCUUGCACCAAAUAUAACUUUUUGUAGCUCAGCAAUGCCACCUAAUGCUUUGGCCAAUCAACUGUAUUAUAUCAUUUAAAAAGGAAAGAAACCAUACUGGUGUUUUAUUGAAAUAAAGGUUUUAACAAAA